UCCACCCGGCUCUUCUUAAGCCCGAGCUCUAGUUCCUGUCCUUCCCUUAGCUUAGCGGAGCUCGCUAGCCAGGUAGCCAGGCGAGUCACAUUGAGUGUCCUCGACAAUCAAGCCAUGAAAGCGACGACACCUCGCGGCGGCGGCCCGGAGAAUGUGAUGCCGAAGAAGAGGAAGAAGGCGGGCGCGGGUGGGUUCAUGUUUGGCUGCGGCGGCUCCAAGUCGGUGGCCGUCGUCGCCGGCAACCUCUCCACGAUGGCACUGGCCAAGUCGUCGUUGUCGAGCACCGCGGCAACGGCUAAGCCAGCGCCUGCAGCGAAGCCGAGGGCGCCGGCCUCCCACGACGCCGAGGGCGCGCCGAGCGUGGACGCGCUCCUGGGCCAGCUGCGCGAGCUGGAGCGCGGCGUGCGCGCGCUGGGCGUCCGGGUCCGGGAGGAGGACGGCGAGCAGGCGUGCCAGUGCAGCGGGAGGCCGCGGCACCGGCGGGGCGCGAGCGACGUGUGGGGAGGCGGGCGCGGGCGGCUGGAGGAGGAGAGCGUGGCGGUGGUGACGGAGACGGAGGACCCGCUGGGCGAGUUCCGGCGGUCCAUGGCGGAGAUGGUGGUGGAGAACGGGAUCACGGGCGGCGCGGAGCUGCGUGAGCUGCUGCAGCGGUUCCUGUCGCUCAACUCGGCGCGCCACCACCACCUCAUCCUCCGCGCCUUCGCCGACGUCUGGGAGGAGCUCUUCGCCGGCAGCGGCCGCGACCCCAUGCAGAAGCACAAGCAGAAGCGUCCUGCUGUCUCCCCCGCACCCGCAGGCCACAGAGGCCGGGCGAGCAGCUAGCUGCACGUACGCACUGACACGUUAACCACAGUCCGUAAACUUCGCCAUGCACCCACCCUCGGGAAUUGUUGCCGUCCGAUCCGAUGAAAACAUGCGUCGCGUGCGUGGUUUUCAGUGCCGUGAUGAGAAGGAACGACGUGCAUGCAUGUGGCUGGCACCUGAGCCUCGCCUGAAUCAGUUGUCUCUUCCGUUAAUCCUGUAAA
Molecule: messenger RNA, 1025 nt
Organism: Hordeum vulgare subsp. vulgare (domesticated barley)
Lineage: Eukaryota; Viridiplantae; Streptophyta; Magnoliopsida; Poales; Poaceae
Product: transcription repressor OFP8-like
Exons: 1
Coding region: 115-822 (235 amino acids)
Biological process (GO): negative regulation of DNA-templated transcription
Source: RefSeq, a predicted model, not a curated record